GGAAACUGGUCAAAGGCCAACGAUUCCCGCGUGGCCAAGUUUAAUCUUUUUGAGGGUCGCAGAGAGAGAGACCCACAUUGUCAUCCGUUGCCUUCGGCUCUCCUGAAUCUUCUCCUGCAUGUCACUUGGUCUACGUACGGGUCUCCUUGGCCUCAGCGACAAGCCCUCUCUCUCCUCUAUCUGCUUAUUUUUCUCAUUUUAAUACUUUCCCAGACCUUUCGUCCAGUUCUAGGUCGCCCCGCGAUAUAUUCUAUAUUCUAUUAGGGGUCAGAGUCUUACUCGGAAUUUUCAGGCUGCUACCUGGGUAGUUCAACACUUGUCUGCCUACUCUCGAUUCUCAACCACAACCACUCAUUGCUUUCGGCCGUCGGCCUCCAAGGACCAUUACCACAGUGCCAAUACUACCAUGGCUAGGCAUCACUCGCUUGACUCUGAGAGACCGAUCAUGGCCCCUUCUAACCGAGCGUCGAAAAGAUUUUCGGCCGUAAGCGGAAACCCUUCGAUUGCUUCGUCAGGCACCAUUGGAAGCCUACCAAGCGGCGAUCCUCGUUUGGCCGAAUUCCAUCACUUGCGCGACGGGCUGGAGCGCCUGGAGAACAAACCUCUCCAGAAGCAACGCUUUGUCCCCACUCCCGAAAAAAGCGAUAACUUGAGCAAGCUAGCCCUGAGUGCGAAGGUGGAACGAGCUCUUGACCGGAGAAUGACUGGUCAGGAUGCUGUCAUGCGCAAGCCAGUUUUGAACGAGAAGGCCGCUGUUGAGUCUACGAACUCGUAGACGAUCUGUGGUCUAUCUGAUAAGUUUCGUAUAGAGGCCUUGAGUUGAUACUUAUUUUUGGUCCUUAAUUCUUUCUCUUUUCUUUUCUUUUUUUUCUACGAGCACCUGUUUCCCUGAAUAAUCUCCUGCUUGCCUAUAUUGCAUGUUCCGCGGCUUUCUUUGGUGAACCUUGUGAAUGAAUUUCUGUACCUACUAUACGUCUUCGUUGAUGAGAAGCUUGCCCUCUCAUGUCCAUCAUACCCCUCUUCCAAGCCAGUUAUUUAUUUCCGAUGUUAAGUUUUUUUUUUUUUUUUUUUUUUCAACAUCUA
Molecule: messenger RNA, 1083 nt
Organism: Aspergillus caelatus
Lineage: Eukaryota; Fungi; Ascomycota; Eurotiomycetes; Eurotiales; Aspergillaceae
Exons: 3
Coding region: 407-775 (122 amino acids)
Source: RefSeq, a predicted model, not a curated record